Molecule: messenger RNA, 3714 nt
Organism: Acanthaster planci (crown-of-thorns starfish)
Lineage: Eukaryota; Metazoa; Echinodermata; Asteroidea; Valvatida; Acanthasteridae
Product: ubiquitin carboxyl-terminal hydrolase 25-like
Biological process (GO): protein deubiquitination
Cellular component (GO): cytosol; nucleus
Molecular function (GO): protein binding; cysteine-type deubiquitinase activity
Source: RefSeq, a predicted model, not a curated record
UCCCUGUUUCACCUGCCCGCAUUUCGACAAAUGGUUCUCAACUUUGUGCCCCCAGCCAACAUGCAUGCCCACCAAGCCUCAUUAUCAGAUGCACCUGCCAAUGCCCCAUCUAAUAGCUCUGAGUGUCCGGCCGCCCAGUCUGAACGACGCAACCUCCUCUUCAUGACAGAGUUGAGGGCACUGUUUGCCCUGAUGCAGGGAACAAAGCGGAAGUACGUUGAUCCUAGCAAGGCAGUGGAAAUCUUGAAAGGAGCCUUUAGUACCACUGGGGGAGCAAAUAGCCAACAGGAUGUGAGUGAGUUCACGCACAAACUACUGGAAUGGUUGGAAGAUGCCUUCAAGUCAGAUUGUUCGCGUCCUCCAUCACCUCAAGCAGGGGAAGAGGAGGGUGUAGAAACCCCCCGGAGGAACCCAAUGUUAGAUCUCUUCUAUGGCCAGUUCAAAGCAGAAGGAAUCAAUGAAGGUAAAGUUUUUACAAACCAAGAGACGUUUGGACAGUAUCCCCUCCAGAUCAGCGGUUAUGAAGACUUACAUGAGAGUAUCGAAGCUUCCAUGUCACACCGAGAGAUUGAAACUGUGCAACAUGCCAAAGAGAAAUCAGCACAAGAGCACUGGUUUACGAGGCUGCCCCAGGUGUUAAUCUUCGAGCUGUCACGAUUCCACUUCAAUCAAGCAACAGGAAGACCAGAAAAGAUUCACAACCACUUCACCUUCCCACAGACGCUUUACAUGGACAGGUACAUGGAAUGCAAUCAAGGGGUGACUCGUAUCAAACGAACACAGGUGCAUCAGAUUGCCCAACAACUAGAGGUGCUUCAGGGUAGGUUAGAGAGGUAUCUCAACUAUGGUUCUGGACCCAAGCGUUUUCCCCUCCAAGAUGUUCUGCAAUAUGCCUUAGAGUUUGCCCACAGUACUUCCCCUGAGAAUAGUCCCAUACGACGAUCAGUGACGCUGUCAUCAAAUAACUCCAAUAUACAGGAUGUUGAGAUGUCAUCUCCGCCACGGUCGUUGACUGGUAGCCCGCCAGCCUCAGGUUUCAGUCCGGAUUACAAGUCCCAAGCCUCGGUGCCUGUCAACGAUGUCGCCAUGUCGUCUCCAUCUUCAUUGCCAAACUCUCCUGCCGACUUGACACGAUCGGGAGCAAACCCCUCACCGAAACACAUCACGGACACUGAGUUAGAUAUCCUGCAGGGUUGCCUGCGCCGUUGGAGGACAGAGGUCGAAUCUGAUGUCAGAGAUUUACAAGACAAAAUAGCAACGCUGAAAGAUCUCAAAUCUAAUGUCUACCAGGAUGACAACCUCAGAAAUCAUGUGUACCAGCUACAUGCCGUCUUGGUCCACGAAGGUCAAGCCUCUGCCGGUCACUACUGGGCUUACCUCCUGGACCAUCGACGGAACGUGUGGCUCAAGUUCAAUGACAUCUCAGUGUCAGAAGUCAACUGGGUUGACCUGGAGCGUGAAUCAGUCGGGGGAUCAGGUAACGCCAGUGCAUACUGCCUGAUGUACGUCGAUGCCAAAAGACGGGACCUGUUUGAAGGUAGGUCACUGCAAUUCAAAACUAUUACUAUACCUCUAAUCAGACAGUGGGAUGAGAUGAAGGAAAAGCGGGGCACCAGUCGAGCAGCCAAUGCAGCCACGUCCACCAAUGAAGACAAGGUUGUGUAUCUUGGAGAGAGAAAAUCUACUACAACGGGGGUCAAGAAGACUAUGACCCAGCCCCGUCCUGCAUCUCCUGCCUCUGUCUACCCCGCUGAGCGUCCUCUCUCAGCUGCUGUACCAGAUAGUGUGUCCGCGUCCACACAUUGCCCUGGCUCGUAUGUCGCAUCAUCAUCAUCAUCUCUAAGCUCUCCAUCAUCAGUGUCGCUGUCGCUAGAGAGUAUCAGAACGGAGCAAGAUGCAGAGGCUGCUCUAGAUCAGGUCUGCUCGGACGAGUUAGAGAGAUAUCGCACUCUCCUGGCGCAAGAGAUGUCUCCGAUGAGAGAUGUGAGGCUAGAGAGCCCAGUAGCUUACUAUCUGAAGAACAGCGCCCCCAGGGUCAUUGUACGACGUGCUGUCUUGGAGCAGUUUGCAUCUGCCAAGGGAAUAAACAUUGAUGUUCGAUCCCAGGCAUUAAGAAAGAUAGCUCAGCGUCAGCUGGAUAGUCAGACGAGAUCCAGGUCAGAGGAAGAUAAUUACAGGUUAUGGUUGGAGGAUUAUAGAGUGUUCUGCAUGGCAAAUACUUACUUCAUUCAGGGAAUUCAACUGUACUUCCAACAGGAGCAAGAUGGUUACCAGGAAGCAUUACCACACUUUGUCCAUGCGUGCAACAUGAACGACAAGUUUAUAGGUGAGAAGCCACAGAAGGCAAUGGACUUUGGCAUGCUAGCACACUUCAGGAGGCAGUGUUUACUGCAAUUGAAUGCCCAGUGCACCAAUCAGUUUGAUUCCAGCGAUGACUGUGAAGCCCUACAGGGUCUAGAGAUCUUGAACAAUCUGGUGGUGCCGUGUACAGGGAUUCUAGCUAGCUCUUCGGCUGAAGAAGACACGGCAGCCGCUGAAGAGAUACGUGGAGGCUGGUGCAGCUACCUCAAUAGAGACGUCAGCAGCAACCUGCAUGAGAAAUUCCAAGACUUUCUAUCCAAGCUUCUAGACAUGUCAUCUGAGCCCACCAGCAUCAAGGCCCCGCCCCUGUGCCACACCCAGAAGAAGGAGAAUUUGAGUCAGAUGUUUACCGUUGCCAUGGGAAUGAUUCACAACAGUGACCAACCAACAGGCUCAUGAUGAUGUGAUGGGGGCUCUGAACAGACCCACAGUAUAGCAAAUAAGCCAUGACCGUGGACUACAGUGGCUCCUAGGUGACACAUCCUGAGGCAACGAGAAUGACCUGUGAUGGUGAUCAGCAAGCCCAUAAUGAUCUGAUUGUUAAAAGCUCAAGGUUUGCCACCAACACAGUGAAUGGCAAAUAAUCCAUGGAUUUGGCCAUGAACUUCCAAAGCAGUAAGCUCACAAGCCCCAUGGGAAUGGUCUCUAUCAGUGACCAGCUGACAGACCGGUCAUUAACCUGUUGUCAUGGGUUAAAGUUCAGGUGCAAGACCAUAGUCUUGGGAAAUAACCACACACCAGACCAUAAACUAUUGUGGUUCCCAGCCUACAACUUCCAUAUUUCAUGAGAGUGAUCUGUAGUUUUAUUCAGCUAAACAAGCAUCACAUGGUCUACUCACCACGGUCUGAAGCUGUCACAAACACCUGCGGUGUGGCCAUACAGCCCACAGACCUCACCAUAUUCUUAACCAUUGCGCUAAACAGUGUACAACAUUGAGACUGUAUCCUGCUGUCUUCUGGCUUGGCUAAGAACACCAAUUUAUCACCCCAAGGUUCAUCUGAUUUUCUGAAGUUGCACAAGCCCAUAGCUUUCAGUAGGCACAGUGCUCCUACCAAAGGGGUAUUUGAAUAUGAACCAUGGUCCUAGAUACCCCAUAGACUUAGCCAUAAUGUACAGUGGCACCCAGGUGCUACAGUCCACCCAUUGAUCUCAUGUCUACCGUUGAUCUAUUGGUACACCUCACAGACUCCUAUGGCUAUGGUUCGGGAACUGAAUUAGGAGACCUGUUUAUCAGAGAUCUACUGGAUUAUAUUCUACACUGAAAGUAGGUUUGCGAUAGCACCAUGGACGUAUCUCUGUUGUGAGUAUUUGCGGUUCUGAAAAGAACCAGUGGUACUUGACGUUUCGAGCAC